CGAAUUUUAAAGUGUACACACACUGUGUACAACAAUGCUUGAGGCAUAUUGGUGGAAGAAAAGUGGAAUUAAAUAUUCUGAAAAAAAAAACUAAAAUAGAAAAUAUCAAUCUAAUUAAUAACAAAGUAAUUGCAAAGAUAUAAAUUACAAAUCAAGAGAUAAGAUAAUUGUGCAUAUAAUCAGAUUUAACAAUCAAAAUUUUCUCAUGCAAUACAUAAAGAAAGGAAUAAAUAUUCUUUGUUAAACAAUAGUUGAUGGAAAAAAGCUUUUAUACUUCAAAAUUAAACACUUCAAAGUUGAGCGUUAUAAUAAAUGUAAUGACACUUAAUUAAGAGUUGAUCGACACUCUGCUACUGUUGAGACGUUAUUGAGAUUAUUUUGGCUUGUGUUUUAUUGGCCAAAUUUAGAAUUUGUGGCGAUUCCACAUACUCCACAUACCAGCACCAAAAUAUGCGUUUCAAUAAGGCCGAAUUAGCGACUUUGGCCUCAAAUCCCACAACAAAAUUUGAAAAAGAAGGACUUUUAAUCAUAACUGAAAGACAAGAGGGUUUCUUUCGCAAAACAGAUGUUAACUAUCCUCGUUGGUGUAAAUUACGAGGCAAUUUGUUAUUCUAUCUCAAAGAUCACGAUCCACUAUCACAGCCGGUCGGUGUAUUGGUUUUAGAAAAUUGCCGUCCUUUAAUCCGAAGUGAAGAAAGGGAAUUUGACGGUUUUGUAUUUAUAUUAGAAUUCGAAGGCAGUUUACCUCAACGUAUUUCAACACGCACAGCCAAAGAACGCCUAGAUUGGGUGAAGAGCAUUCAGUUGGCUUCUUACUCUUACUUGAAUAAACAAAUACAAUAUUUGGAAGAUCAAAUAGCGAUAACUAUGGGCAAUCGCAUCGAAAAGGGUUUACCCUUAUAUGCGCCCGCCAAUGACGCUACCUUAUUGGCUGGCCUUUUAGAUUUGAACUCUGCCAAAAGUUCGAAGGCAGCAACAAACGUCGAAGAAGAUUUAUCGGAGAUACCGAUUUGUGAAUCAGCUUUAUCAUGCGAUAAUUUACCAUGUGCUGAUAAUGGUCGUCUGCCCUGCCCAAGGGUUGUGUGUGCUGUUCUCAUCUCGGGAGAUGACAUAAUUUGGCGCGAUUAUGCUCGCACCGAAAUUAUAGAAAAUUGUAAAAAUCCCCAAUUUCUGUGCACCAUAAAUUUUAGAAAUAGUGAUGGUUUUAAUGCCGAUACUCCCCUUAGAUUCACAGUUUAUGAUGUUCGAGAAAAGGUUUCCUCAACCUCGGUACCCAUCGGGUAUGCUGAAGUUGUUUUGGGUGCAAUUCAGGAUGCCACGCGAUUUCGCAUACCUUUAAGAUCUGUACAUGGUGAAUGUGGUUUCAUAAAUAUUGCCUCUUGGGCUCCAGAUACUGAUAAACAACUGCAACCUCCACCGCGGUCUACCACACAGGUGUUUGAGCAACAAACUAAAGGUCAUAGGCGAACACAAUCGUUGCCACCAAAAUUAGGAGUGAAAUUAUUUGUCCCAUUUCAAGGCAGUAUACAAAGAAUAUUCUCGAAUCCAAAGAUACACACUUAUCGGCUUAACUCCAGCCUAGGUGCAGAUAUUAGUGUUCAUGAAACAUUAAUGGAAUCAAAAUUGUGCUUUAGCAUACCACAACAAUUAUUAUCUAUUUGGAUUUUACGCGAAAAAGAAUUGCUGCAGGAAAUUUCAGGAAUGGGUGAACUGGGUGGCCAGUGGAGACGUAAGCAAAUGGAUUUACUGGACAAACAUCUAAAGCUACUAAAUGACUAUUCGCAAGCUAAACAAAAUCUACAACAACUUAUAAAGGAAGAAGGCUCUUUCUUUAAAAAAUCAUCGGUAAAAACCGAUGAAUCUUUGGAAUUUAUACCAGUGAAUUUACAUUUGCAACGCAUGUGGUCGCAGAAUGACUCUUUGAAUCGCACUGGUGUUUUGGACAUCAUGACGGUGGGAGCAUUUACUAGACAUGCCGGUAAAAUGGGAAAAACAGGAGGUUUAAUUAGACUUUUACAAGAAACCAAAGAAUCACCAUCGAAAUUUGAAGUAAGCAACAACUGUAAGGUACAAGCUGCAAAUGAUGCAGUGCAGGCUAUCAAGCAAUUACGUAAAGAGAUUGUCGAGAUCAUGUCUCAAUUGCUGACAUUGGCAAAGCAGAAAAACCAAAAGGGCAUGAUGCCUUUGUGCAAUGAAAUGGUUACAAAAACCAAAACCUUAUUAAAUAUUUGGGAGCCAAAUUUAGUAGAAGAAGCCUUUUCAUUCAUAGAACAACAUCGUAUAAUCGAAGAACCAGAUAAUGUUUUAAUGCCCAUGUCACCUUUUCGCAAGAUCACUCAACAGUUGAACGAUUUGGAACUGAAAUCACCCGAAUUAGAGGAUUUCUCCACUCCAGUUAUAGCGCCACCCGACCUAUGGCCUAGAGCAAAGACUCCAACAACAAAUAGCAACUACAAACUUGUGCGCUCUAACAGUUUGACACAGUUGAAGAAUUCACCUUCAUUGACACUGGAUAUUGAUGCCAUACACAACCUUCAGUACACAGUACGCGCUUACAAUGAACAAUUGCAAAGAAAAGCCAAACAAAAGUCCUCACAAGCCCAACAAAUAUCCCAAAGCUUUGAAGAUGAUAACGGCGAAGCCACAUUCCAAUCACUUCCAGUGAAUCUUAAUUCAAAUUUUGAGUACAACGAAAAUAAUUUUGAUGAAGAAGGCGAAGAUCAAUUGAACAAUACGUCCAUCAAACUCAUUGAUUUGGAUGAAGCACAUUCUAGUCAGGCUGGAGGAGAACGAGCAUCAAAUUGCUCCAAACCUAUUAAAACACCCCAUAGGACUGCUAAUAUGGGUGGGGAUUAUGAUUAUGAAUCAACCAACUGUUCAGUUUUUGCCUCGUCCCGCAAUGCACGAUUUUUAGACACAAGAAUGAUGAGUACUUCUCCUUCGGCCAAUUAUUAUAGGCCCACCGAAGAGCCUGAGCCUCUAGAUUUAACUCAAUUAAAUAUUGAAGCAAGUGUCAUGUGUUUAGUAAGCAAAAUCAAGUUUCUAUGCGGUCGCUGCGGUAGUCCAGCAAUACGAUUAAGGCAUCCUAAAGUGGCCAUGAAAAGGUCAGGAUUUAGCAACAACCCAAUUCCAGAUGUUGUGGACAAUGGAAAUUCUCAAACAACAUCCUGUGAUGACAGCAAAGAGGAUGCCGAACGAGGUCAUUCUCCCAAUGGAAAUAGUAAUGGAUUAAAUUUGGAUUUGACUCAGCCCAUAGUGGCAAAUGAUAAUCAGACAUCGUCUACAAGGAAGGGAAAUAAAUUUACUGAUGGUCUUGACUUGUCUCUUACUACCGAUUGGGCUUCCGAAUUGAGGCCAUCGAUGCGUAAAUUAAGACAUGCUAUGGAUGGUCUAUUGAAAACAGCUCGUCUCAUACAUUCAGUGCAACGUUUGCAGCAGAAUAUGGAUAGAAUUAGUAUAAAUCUAGAAAUCAUGUAUAGAAGAGAUGUUUGUUUCUCACAGGCGUUAACUGCACUUGUCAGUGCGUUGAUGGCUAAAUUGUGGGGCAAUGAAAUAACUCACAACUUCAUUAAAAUUCUAUGCGACUUGGGUCCUCUGGCCUACUUUGAAGGUUUACUGUCGCUGUACGGCAGCGAAAUAGACAUGUGGGGUGACAUGUGUAUAGCAAUCGAAGAUUUAUUGGCUGUGGACUUUGUGUUAGUGCGUUGUAAUUUACCAAACAACGAUCAAUCGUCCAUUCCAACGCCACGCGUAAACGGGUCUAGGCAAUCUUUAAGUAUUCAUCUACCAGUACCCGAACAUGUCUAUGCUCUUUUACCCACCAAACAAACGGUCAACUUUAAGGUAACACCAGUUUUCUUUAACAUUGGCAUCAACGAAAAGGCCACACUUGCCGAGGCUAUGGGACGCACCCGAGAGCAGCAUCGUUCCAAUUGGGACAAUUAUGUACGACUCAAGCAGUAUUAUUCACGUUUCCGCAAAUUACCUCUACAAGCACCAGAGACGCCUAGUAAGAAUGAACCCCAUAAACCAGCCUCUGAGCUAUUAUUGAAUCUUUUGAAUUUUAUGGAGGAACAACUGAAAGCCAAUGUCUCGAAAAAUGUUAAAAUUUUGCAUUUAGCCGAAGACGCCUGUCGCCUGAUGUCUGGGCUGCGUUUUACUUCCUGCAAAAGUGCCAAAGAUCGCACCGGUAUGUCCGUAACGUUGGAACAGUGUCGAGUGUUGGUACAAGAAUUUCAAUUGCCUGCAAAAAGUGUCCCAUAUGUUUUGAAUACCAUGAGGAGCGAGGGGUGCCGCAUGGAUAAUGUCUAUAAAAAUAUUGAUAAACGUAAAUAUGCUUUCAAUUUGCCUCAAGUUUUAAGUUUGCCAGCCAUGUAUAGGCCACCGGUUGGAGCUUAUGGCAAGGCAGAAACUUAAAGUGAAACAUUACGAAAUCUCCCUCAAACUAGUUCUUAACUGAAAAUGUUUAUGAUGAAAUUACGCUUAAAACCAACAUUUUAAAGCACGUGUACUUUUAGUUUUAAACAAUCACAUACAUUUAGAUUUAAAUCUAAAUUUAAGGAUAAAAUGUUGUUACAGUGUUGCAUAUUCAAAAUUUGGUUGACCUGUUUAUACAACAUUUUUUGUUUUUAAUUUUUGUUAAACACUUUUAUGUAAAAAUUUUAAUUUAUUGUUAAACUAUUUUAAUUUAUAAAAACUACUCUACAAUACUUUUUUUUAUUGUUUUAAACAUAAUUUUAAAUGUUUUUAACGAAAACGUUUGUGCCAAAUAUUUAAUACCAAUUAUAAAAUGUUAAAAAUAUACAAAUAUGUAUUAAAUCUCAUGAUUUCCGGGUUAAUGAAAAUAAAAAAUAAUAAAAAUCUAAUACAAUUAUAAAAAUAUACUCA
Molecule: messenger RNA, 4887 nt
Organism: Calliphora vicina (urban bluebottle blowfly)
Lineage: Eukaryota; Metazoa; Arthropoda; Insecta; Diptera; Calliphoridae
Product: inositol polyphosphate-4-phosphatase type I A
Exons: 12
Coding region: 451-4416 (1321 amino acids)
Cellular component (GO): cytoplasm
Molecular function (GO): phosphatidylinositol-3,4-bisphosphate 4-phosphatase activity
Source: RefSeq, a predicted model, not a curated record